Molecule: messenger RNA, 2721 nt
Organism: Erpetoichthys calabaricus (reedfish)
Lineage: Eukaryota; Metazoa; Chordata; Cladistia; Polypteriformes; Polypteridae
Gene: rims4
Product: regulating synaptic membrane exocytosis 4
Exons: 6
Coding region: 666-1475 (269 amino acids)
Biological process (GO): regulation of membrane potential; positive regulation of synaptic transmission; regulation of synaptic plasticity
Cellular component (GO): presynaptic membrane; cytoskeleton of presynaptic active zone
Molecular function (GO): transmembrane transporter binding; small GTPase binding
Source: RefSeq, a predicted model, not a curated record
CUGAGCCAUGUUGCUCUCUGCUGGAUGCUCUCACUAACACACAUCCAUCCUCUCCAGCAGCACUGCUCUCUGAUUGGUGCACGGAAAAAAUCCCACUAAUGAUUUCAUCCGAGCCGCCUCCUCUCCUGCCCCUGGCAAGGACUCAUCAGUGAAUGAAGUGGAAGGUGCAUGCCGCUCAGAGACUGAGACCCUCCAUCUGCUGGGCAGUACAGUAAACACAAGAACAGCAGCAGCUGGCUGGACUUGGGUACCACAUCAGAGGAGAUGCUUCUGCCUUUGUAGUGGACCAAAGGGAAUGUUGCAGUUGGUCUUUUAUUUCUGAAUCCUCUGUGGUUUACUCCACUGGCUUCAAGUUUUCUUGGGUGGAAGGGAAAGAGCCUAAACUACAAGGUGUCCAUCCUUCUUUUUUUCUUCCUGGAUCCACUGGCCACAUUGUGGUGAAGUUGUUUUGUCCGUCACCCCCCCCCCCCCCCGAUUCGAAGGAGGAUUGCUAUUCUGCAUUUAAAAAAAAAAAAAAAAAUUUUUUUUUUUUAGGUGUUUGCUUUUCUCUUGCACGGGGACAGUAAAAAGUUGUCAAGACGCCGCGUGCCGUGCUCCGCGUGAAAAAUGCCCCGGCCAGGUUGCCAAAGCCGACGCCGGACCCGGCACCCACCCCGGGCUUAUACAUGGAGCGCUCGCAGAGUCGGAUCAGCUUGUCUGCCUCCUUUGAAGCACUGGCUAUCUACUUUCCCUGUAUGAACUCUUUCGAUGAGGAUGAUGGUGCAGAUGGCCGGAAACUCCGAAGUGGCAUUCAGAGAAGUACAGAGACAGGACUUGCCGUGGAGAUGCCCAGUCGAACUGUAAGACAAGCCAGCCAUGAGUCUAUUGAAGACAGCAUGAAUAGUUACGGGUCUGAAGGAAACCUGAACUAUAGCGGUGUCUGCCUCGCUUCAGAUUCUCAGUUUAGUGACUUCCUGGAUGGCAUGGGACCUGCACAGUUUGUCGGAAGGCAGACGUUAGCUACGCCAUCAAUGGGAGAUGUUGAGAUUGGACUAAUGGAGAGGAGCGGACAGCUGGAAGUGGAAAUCAUUCAGGCUCGAGGCUUAACCCCAAAGCCAGGCUCCAAAACGGCACCAGCUGCCUAUAUAAAAGUCUACCUGCUGGAGAAUGGUGUCUGUGUUGCCAAAAAGAAGACAAAAUCUGCUCGCAAAUCACUCAACCCCCUUUACAACCAGGUGCUCGUGUUUUCUGAAAGUCCGCAGGGCAAGAUUGUUCAGGUCAUUGUCUGGGGCAAUUAUGGCCGAAUGGAUCGCAAGUGUUUUAUGGGGGUUGCCCGGAUCUUAUUAGAAGAGCUGGAUCUGUCGAGCCUAGUGAUUGGUUGGUAUAAGCUUUUCCCCACCUCUUCAAUGGUGGACCCCACCAUGGCUCCCCUCAUCCGCCACUCAUCGCAGCUGUCCUUGGACAGUACAGUGAGCCCCUGUUGUGAUCGAUCCUAACAGUGCAGAGAAGCUGAGGACUCCUUUUAUAUGUGUUUCUGUCUGCGCUGGAGACUUAGCUCCUUAGCACGAUGCAUGCUUGAUUGGUUUCUCCAAAGUCCUCCUGUUCACCGGGUGCAGAGGGAAGAGAAGAGAAGGAGAGACCUGCAGCCCCUGGACUUGGACAAUCCCAAUGCUGCUCUGAUUGCAGGCUCUUAGAUGAGGUUAAGUGAUUUAAUAUCUGGGCGCACUUUGCUAUAUUUUGAGUAUUGGAGUGACUGCCUCACUGUCUGACUGACGCCGGAGGUGAUUAAUAUCUCAAACUGCAAGCGUGUCUUUUUAUUGAUGUAGAAUAAAUGUAGGGAACCUCUUUGUAGACGAGCUUUCUUCCAAUUAAAAAUAUAACAUCAGGAAUUAUUCAAUAUGUAUCGAUAAACAAUAAGCUAAACACAGUGUUGUUUAAUUAAUAGAGUGUUUUUCUUUGAAUAUUUGUUCAAUUCUUGUUUGUUUGUAAUUUGUUCUGUGGCCUGGCCACAACGACUCUUUCAGCUGGUGUCUUUGUAACAUGGAUCAGCAUGAGCAGUGGCCCAUGUUGCAUUUUAACUGUGCCAAUUUACCAGCAAGUGUCUUUAUGUUGUGGCAGUCAGGGUCAAAUCAGAGAUGGGGAGGGAUGGGGAUGCAUUUUUAAGACGCACCCAUGAAGACGCUGCAGGAGGAGCACUUUGAACAAAUGUUGUAGUCUGAAUCCAGUUAAAUAGCCGUGGCCUCCUUGCUUGUGAAGGGAGAUGCUUGUAUGCACUUGCCAUGGUUACUCCAUGAACGUUGAGUCACAGAGCCCCUAACGGGUCGCAUGCAGACAUUAGAGCAGGUAGGUUUGGGUGUUGGAAUGUUUUCUGUGAAAUGGGCUAACACUGGUGGCAUUGGGCCACAAUGAAUGUUUUAAUUUUCCAGGUUAUUUUUACUGAGUCUAACUCUCUUGAGGUUAGAUGUAUAUUUAGAAAGAGACAGUAACUUAGACAAGAAGAACUUUGUUAGGUAGUAUCAGUAAUAGCAGUAGUACUAAUAAGCAUGCAGUAUGUUCUUGUAAUUUGAAGAAACCCACUGAUGAGAAGCAUGACAAUUGAGGCAGAAGACUGCGGUGCAGCACUGAGGAUUUUAUUAUUGACAGCCGAGCUGCAGACCUGGAGGAGAUUUCAAAUGUCACAGUAACUGUCAGAGUCAAAAUGUUUUAUAUAUUUAUGUAUAUAUUUAAAAAAAAAAAAUAGGC